GCCAACUCCUCUCCAUCCAUGCAGUAUCUGAGUCUGUGACUGAGGAUGUUCAGAGAAGGCGUGAAGAGCUGAUGAAAAUGUUCUCACUGGGCUUGCUGGUGUUGCUGCUUCUGGGUGAGACUUCAGCUCUACAAUUACUCCAGGAAAAAUCCUCAGUUUUAGCUGUUACUGGGAGUGCCAUGUCUUUUCACUGCACUAUAGAGGCAAAGUUUAGCAUGAGCAGCUACACAAUGCAGUGGUACAAGCAAGCUUAUUACAGAGCACCUUUAGAGUUUCUAAUGAUGGAGUAUGAGCAGGCCACAAAGAAAAUGAAUGUUGCCCUAAAGAAAGCUGAAAAUAAAUUCAGCCUGAACAUUUCAGAUUUGACGAUGCAGGACAGUGCCAUUUAUUACUGUGCUGCCAGACACAAUAAAAAUGUUAAAAUCUCUGAGCCAGUGGUCAAGGUGCUAGAUGUUUCAGAGAAGGAAGCAUGUCAAAAGACAAAUAUCACACUGGUGUGUCUGGCUGAAAGUUUUUAUCCUGACCAUGUGGAUGUGAUCUGGACUGUUGACGGAGAUAAUCGUACCACAGAUGUUAGCACAGACGAAGCUGCCAUUCAAAACGAUGAAACAAAAUUUUACAGCAUCUCCAGCAGACUGAACAUCAAUUACAAAAAUGAGUGGACUAAAGGCAAAAAGUUCACUUGUACUGUCAGGUUCUACAAUGGGAAAGAAUACACAGAAAACAGUCACUUCAUAACAGGACCAAAAAUUGAGGGUGACGAGGAACGUACCGAAAAGUAUGUUCUAUCAGUGAAUACAACUAUGCUGGCCUAUGGCAUGUUCAUUGCCAAAAGCAUUGCGUACGGCACAUUCAUCCUGUACAUCAUCAAGAGACAGCCAUCAGUGCAUUUAAGCUGUCGCAGUUUAUGUCAGGCCUUAUGUCAGUGUGCCAGCUUUGCCGACUUGAAAUUUGGCCCGGGGACGAGACUAACAGUUCUAGAACCCAACAUGACCAUCACGAGUCCAACUGUAACCAUGCUGCCACCUUCUCCAAAAGAGCUCUGCAAUGCCCAGGAAAAAAAUACCAAUGUAACUUUGGUGUGUUUAGCCACAGAUUUUUAUCCCGAUCAUGUUAUCAUUACUUGGCAAGUGAACACAAAAGAGAGAGAUACUAAUGUUGCAACAGACCAUGUGGCCCAACAAAACCGAGGCUCAAGGUUUUACAGCAUGUCCAGCAGACUGCAUGUCAAUCAUGCUGAGUGGACCAAUGUCAAGAACAAUUUCACUUGCAUCAUUUCUUUCUACAAUGGAUAUAAACACGAGAAGCUUGAAAACACCAUCACAUAUUCACCAGGCAAAAUACCAGUGAGGGUGUAUGUCACAGUACAGUUUGGCUACUUGCUGUUUAUUUUCAAAAGUCUCCUGUAUGCUGUUUUGGUCAGCAUUUUGGUGUGGAUGUGCAAGGCUACAAAAGAGAAGACACUGGUGACAGAAAAUGGAGACAUUAUGAUUAACUAAGUAAUAUUCAGCAAAUAUGCCUAUAAAUAAAACUUUCAAGCACAGUCGCAAAUUACAAAAUUAUGAGCUAAUGUAUGUGAUUGUAUUUGCAUUCUUCAGCUUUACUAGAUUUAAUUUUAGAGCAUUAGUUAUAUGUAAUAGUAUGUGCUAAUAUAUCCUGUAUGGCUGUACAACUAUACCAUGCAAUCUUUUCAUUAUUUGCUGUAUAUUUCUUAGCAUACAAUACCAUUUUUCCUUUACAUUAUUUAGCAGAUUAGUUACUAUACAACAGUCCAUGAGUUUCCUCAUUAAUAAGUCAUAAGUAACAUUAACAAAGUAUUUAACAGUUAUAUUUGAUCUUUUUUUAAGUCCACAGUGUUGAACAAGUUAUUUAAUGUUUGCAAUGUUGUUUUAAUGUUAAAAAGUAAAUGUUGUAUGUCUUAGUUAGUCAUCAUUAGGAACUGUAGUAUCAUUUUUGCUCCUUUGUACGGAAUUAUUUUUAGUCAUUGAUUGAAUAAAGAGUAGACAGUGCUUUUUAACAUUUAACAGCAUUGAUAAAUACAUGUGUUAACUUACUUUGUUGCUUUUAUAGCCAUUACAAUAUGUAGAUAUUAACUUGUGCAGUAAUUAACAUAAUGUAAAAAUUCAUAAUGUAAAAAUUUUUCUUAG
Hemibagrus wyckioides is the source of this 2147-nucleotide messenger RNA. Its product is annotated as T cell receptor beta chain MC.7.G5-like. The record is from RefSeq and is a predicted model, not a curated record. The transcript has 10 exons. Bases 72 to 1499 code for a protein of 475 amino acids. Lineage: Eukaryota; Metazoa; Chordata; Actinopteri; Siluriformes; Bagridae.